AUGAAUAGCCAGCAGAAAAGGGACCGAAACGUCUUCGAGGAAACUAUGAGCCUCUCGAGGAAAAAACAGAAGCAAAAGUCUACCGCCUCUGGCAGCGGAGACCAUGUGAGAGAUCAAUCGAGGGUCCCUCACGAGGUUUCUACUGGUCUGAAUCGGUCUGAAAAGCCUGGGGACAACCCUGCCAGACAGCACCAGGAUCGUUCACCCGCUAAAAGAUUUUCAAAACCCGUCAAAGGAGCUCCCCCGCCUCUUCCACCGCUACCACCUAUCACAGACUAUCUCGCAAAACAAAUCUUCACCCACCAAUCUGCCGCCCACGGCCCCAACAUCACAAAAGUCUCCCAGUCUUACGAACGCCUUGAGUUCCUUGGGGACGCUUAUAUUGAACACAUAGCCUCUGACCUCAUCUAUAACCGCUAUACAGAUUUUCCCGCAGGAAGACUCUCACAGCAGCGCGAAGUUUUAGUCAAAAAUGAGACCCUGGCGCAAUUCGCCGUUGCCUAUGGAUUUGACCAGCGCCUCGACAUCAAGCGCGAAGUGAUUGAAAGGGAGAGUAACCAAGCUAAGGCGUGGACGAAGAUCAAGGGUGACCUAGUGGAGGCAUACGUGGCUGGCAUUGUUCUAUCCGAUCCAGAGAAAGGGUUUGACACUGCGAGGGAAUGGCUGUGUGCGCUGUGGGAGGAAAAAUUAAGGCGAGAGGAGGCGAGGGAUGUGCAGGGGGUGGUAGAUCCAAUGGCUAAGAGUGAGUUGAGCAAGAGAAUCAUUAGCCCAGGGACUGUUCUAGAGUAUGUUGAGGAGGCACCUUCGCAGCAGGAGAAGAAGGCUGGCAAGGUCUGGUUUUCGAUCGCGGUGCUCUUUUCGGGCUGGGGGUUUGAGAAAGAGAGAUUGGGAGGUGGGAAAGGUUUGAGCAAACAGGAAGCCGGGCAGAGAGCUGCGAGCGAGGCGUUGGGAUCGGUCAUCACGGCGCAGAUUUCGAGGACUAAAGCCGCACACGAUCAGAAGCGUAAGGAGGAAAGGGAGCAAGCAGAGGCGGGUGACGGAGCUCUGAAGACUGUUGAAGAACAUCAAACCAAAUGA
Messenger RNA from Bacidia gigantensis, 1077 nucleotides. RefSeq lists its product as uncharacterized. The record is from RefSeq and is a predicted model, not a curated record. Gene Ontology annotation, cellular component: nucleus. The transcript is spliced from 2 exons. NCBI's taxonomy places the organism in Eukaryota, Fungi, Ascomycota, Lecanoromycetes, Lecanorales, Ramalinaceae. Gene Ontology annotation, molecular function: ribonuclease III activity; double-stranded RNA binding. Bases 1 to 1077 code for a protein of 358 amino acids. Gene Ontology annotation, biological process: regulation of gene expression; rRNA processing; primary miRNA processing.